This is a messenger RNA of Oreochromis niloticus (Nile tilapia), 1941 nucleotides long. RefSeq names its product HtrA serine peptidase 3a (gene htra3a). Gene Ontology annotation, cellular component: extracellular region. Gene Ontology annotation, biological process: proteolysis. NCBI's taxonomy places the organism in Eukaryota, Metazoa, Chordata, Actinopteri, Cichliformes, Cichlidae. The record is from RefSeq and is a predicted model, not a curated record. Gene Ontology annotation, molecular function: serine-type endopeptidase activity; protein binding.
UCAAGGCGAUGAGUUUAGUCGUUCACAAAAGUAAGUGAUGUGAAGUCACAAGGCUGUAAAAAUAUGCAGACAUAGACGGCUUGGCUUGUAGUCCUUUUUAGCCAGCAGAGCCACGGGAGACUGUACUUAGAUUACUUUUUAGUUCUUAAAGAAGCAACCCAAUUUUUUCAAUGUAGUAAUUUAAUAUGAUUUUGUGAGGGCAUAUAUACAUAUCAUAUUUAUUUAAGCUUUCUGGCACUAUUGACAUGAUGCAGCUCUUUAUAUUUGUGGCUGCGUUUCUCUUUGCGCACGAAAUCAUCGAAGCCGUUCGCUCUGACAAGUGCGCCUCCCGGUGCGAUGUGAGCUCGUGCCCGAGCCCCAGCUGUCCCGGUGGCUACGUUCCGGACAGAUGUAACUGCUGCCUGGUGUGUUCCCCGCGUGAAGGAGACCCCUGCGGCCGCAAAGACGACCUGCCCUGCGGGGAUGGAUUGGAGUGCAAAUUAUUCGCUGCAGGGAAGCGGCGAGGCUCCAAAGGGGCCUGCCGGUGCAAGAUGGACCAUGAGUGUGGGAGCGACGGGAAAACGUAUGGAAAUGUGUGUAAGAUGAGAGCAGCCAGUCGGAAAACUCUACUCAAGGGGAGACCCGCGGUCAGCCAAGCGCACAAAGGACCCUGUUCACUUAUAGGUCGUACCCUGAUUCGUCUCAGCAGCCCUCGAUACAAGUUCAACUUCAUUGCUGAUGUCGUGGAGAAAAUAGCCCCUGCUGUCGUCCACAUUGAGCUGUUCUUAAGGCAUCCUCUGUUAGGUCGCCACAUGCGGCUCUCCAGUGGCUCUGGGUUCAUCGUGUCCCACUCAGGUGUGAUUGUGACCAACGCUCAUGUGGUAACCACAGCUGCCUUGGUGACAGGCAGGCCACAGCUGCGUGUUCAGCUCCACGACGGAGAUGCAUAUGAAGCCGUGGUGAAAGACAUAGACAGGAAGGCAGACAUUGCUACAAUCGAGGUCAAUCCACAGAAGAAACUUCGCGUGCUAUCUCUGGGCAGUUCGGCUGAUCUGAGGCCAGGAGAGUUUGUGGUUGCCAUCGGCAGCCCUUUUGCCCUGCAGAACACCGUCACCACCGGCAUCGUCAGCACAGCACAAAGAGAUGGCAAAGAGCUGGGCAUAAAGGACUCAGACAUGGACUACAUCCAAACUGAUGCUAUUAUUAACUACGGCAAUUCGGGAGGACCUCUUGUUAACUUGGAUGGCGAGGUGAUUGGAAUCAACACUCUUAAAGUGACAGCAGGAAUUUCCUUCGCUAUACCGGCAGACCGCAUCAGCCGCUUCCUCUCAGAGUCACAGAUUAAACACAAGAAAGAUGAAAAGAGACAGCAGAAAAGAAAAAUGGACAAACCACAGUCUGAUGCAGACGUGUCCCAAGUUAAGAGAUAUUUUUUAGGCAUCUGGAUGGUCACCAUCACCAAAGCUCUUGUAGAAGAGUUGCGACUUCAUAACCCAGACUUCCCCGACAUCAGUAGUGGAGUUUUGGUGCGGCAGGUCAUACCUAACACUCCAGCAGAAAAAGGAGGGAUUAGGGAAGGUGACGUUAUAGUGAAGUUGAAUGCAAAGCCAGUCAGGACCACUGAAGACAUCCAUGAGGUGUUGCAGAGCGACCAGCCACUCCUGCUUGAGAUUCGCAGAGGGAACGAUGACUUACUCUUCAAUAUCCACCCACAGCUUUUGGUACAUUGAAAACUGGGAGAACUGAUAUCUUUUAGUUGUGAACAGGCAGGACUCAAUAUGUCCGGUACUGAUUUCUUAUUAAAACAAGAGAACGGAAAAGAGCAGUUCCUUUCCCAACUAGCCUGAUGAUGUAUACUUUGGUAGAGUUUGAAAUACUGUAGUUUAACACCGACUUCAAAAUACAGCUCAGUAGAAUCCAUUGCACUGUAUAUUUAAGGCGCUUUAGAAUAAAAGCUUCCAA